Messenger RNA from Cannabis sativa, 920 nucleotides. RefSeq lists its product as uncharacterized. The coding region runs from base 184 to 615 and encodes 143 amino acids. The transcript has 5 exons. Gene Ontology annotation, biological process: endoplasmic reticulum to Golgi vesicle-mediated transport. NCBI's taxonomy places the organism in Eukaryota, Viridiplantae, Streptophyta, Magnoliopsida, Rosales, Cannabaceae. Gene Ontology annotation, cellular component: nucleus; TRAPP complex; cytoplasm. The record is from RefSeq and is a predicted model, not a curated record.
AUACAUUUAGAAAAUAUUUUAUUUUUUUUUUUUAAUUUAAAAAAUAAUAAUAAAAAAAAGUAUAAUGUAGCUAUUGAAAUUAGGUGUAAAAUCGAAAACAGACUAUUUUAUAAUUACUUCUUUUCAUUCCGAUCUCUUUGAAUUGAAUCAAAAUCAAAUUGCAAAGAACCGAAGCCGGAGAAGAUGAUCGUCUGCGUCGCCGUCGUAGGCCACCAGAACAAUCCACUCUACAUACAGAGCUUCACCGAUGCCGAUGACGCUCUGAAGCUUCAUCAUAUCGUCCAUUGUUCCCUCGAUGUCGUUGAUGAGCGAGUGAACAAUCCCAAAAAGUCUGGAUCAGCAUUGAACGAGACAUUUUUAGGUCUGCUUUAUCCUACUGAGAAUUACAAAGUGUAUGGCUACUUAACUAACACAAAGGUCAAGUUCAUCUUGGUGACGACAGAUUUAGAUGUUAGAGAUCCAGAUGUUAGAAAUUUUUUUAGGAGAUUUCAUGCUGCUUAUGUAGAUGCAGUUUCAAACCCAUUUCAUGUGCCGGGCAAAAAGAUAACCUCCAAAACUUUCGCAGAAAGGGUUAGUAACAUUGUUAAGUCAUUUGGGUUGAAUGCUGCUGUGUGAAGGGAGGUGGAUUGGAAUUGAAUUUUGAAAGGGUCUUUGCCUUAUCAAGUUGGUGGAUUAUUUUGAUAUUUGGUCUCUUCUCUUGAGAAAUUGAGCAUGUUUUUAGUUCUUGCUCAGUGUUUGUAUAACUUAUUAUUGAAGUUGUACCAGAGUUAAAUAGUGAUUUAUUUUGUUUGAAAAAGUAAAAAAGAAGAAAAACAGUGAAUGUUAACUGUUAUGUUCCCAUUUCUGAUUAUAAAUACUUUAAUUACUGUAUACUUGUGUAAUCUUUGGCUUUAUAUGAUUAUCAAGUGUGUUGAAUUAAA